Molecule: messenger RNA, 1989 nt
Organism: Rotaria sordida
Lineage: Eukaryota; Metazoa; Rotifera; Eurotatoria; Philodinida; Philodinidae
Source: the annotation of a GenBank genome assembly
AUGGUUCUUUUACUUCCCUAUUGUGGUAAUCUCUAUCAAGGUCGAAUGUAUAUUCAAAUCUUUUUAGUUCUAUAUUCUCAAAUUUUAAUCUCAUAUGCAUAUAAAACAAGUCCUACACCAUGGUUUUGUACAGAUCCAAAUGCAUUAGAUUCAAGUGUUGAAAUAUCUCGAAAACUUCCAUCAUGUUUACCAGGUUAUGCUAUUGAUAUAGAAGAUGUUGUUUAUGAAUCAACAAUUGAUGGUACAUGUUCUGGUAGAAGUUUAUGUAGUACACAUAAUAAAAAUACUCUUACAUUUGCAUGUAAUCAAAAACAAAUGUGUGAUGUUAAUAUAAAACAUUUUCGUUUUCAUAUUAAUAAAACAUGUGGUUCAACAGUAAGAUUUUUUACUAAAUAUCGUUGUUUACCUGUUAUACACGAACAAAAAGAUUAUUUAUGUGAAUCAACAAUACGUCGAACAAAUUUAGCCGAUAUUAAUUUAUCAUGUGAAAGAUAUUAUCGUUUACAUAUAACAAUGGCAUUAGUUGGAAUUAGUGUUAAACCAAAUGAUAAUACUAGAAAAACUCAAUUUAAAUGUAAUAAAAAUAUAUAUUGGCUUUGUAAUUAUUAUGUAGCAGAUGCUUAUGGAAAUGUUUGUAAUAAUCAAUUAAAUCGUGGUAAUGGUGAACAUUGUCAAAUUCGAUCUAGUGAUCGACCAAGAUUAAAAGGAUGUGAAUAUGGUGAAGCAUCAAAUUUUUCUCUAGUAGAAUAUUCAUGUAUACCAGAAUGCUAUGGCGAAGGCAUAACUGAAGACCUUCCUCGAAUAGAUAUUUGUUCAAAUACAACACCUGAUCGUAUUCCGAUCAAUCGUGGUCUUCUUCAAUCUCCUUAUUAUCCUAGUCCAUUAGGAAAAUAUUUAUCAUGUAUUAAAAAAUUAUAUGUUACACGUGAAUCUCGUUUACGUUUAUUUAUGCUUGAAAAAUCAAUUGAAUAUUAUCAUGAAUUAAAUAUACGUUUAUUAAAUAAUGAACCAAAUACUCAACGUACAUUAGCUAAAAAUGAAUUAUUUGAUACAAAUAUAACUAGUCAACGACAUGAUGAAAUUGUUGAAAUUGAAUUAAAAACAAAGCAUAAUGGUGGUGGAAAUUUUUUACUUUAUUUUCAAGUUGAUUCACGCAUCUCAGAAUAUGCACCAUUGGUUCUUGAAACUGAUAGAACAUCGUAUGAUAAUAAUCGACGAGAAAAAGUUUUGAUUAAACGAGAUUGGGGCGUUGCUAUUGGUAGUAUAAUUGGUAUUAUUCUUGUUCUUCUUCUAAUUAUAAUUGUUAUUAUCAUUGUUCGAAUUUCAAAACGUCGUCGUACACGGACUCUUAAAUAUUUAAAACCUGAUGAUGAUCAUCAUCAACAUUUAAAUGAACCAACAUCUUUACAUGAUCGUCAUCAUCCUAAAAAACCUAUUCAAAUUGAACAUCCACAUUUAUUAUCUACGUCACCAAAACAUAUUUCAUCAUCAAAUAUUAAUCAUGAUAAUAUAUCAGAUCGUGAAACUCUUCUUAAACAUCCUCCAUCAAUAAAUAUCAUAAGAAAUACACAUGAUACAAAUCAAUAUAUUGAACCUAAAUCAUUUGAAGAUCGAAAAAAAUUUUUUGAUGAUAAUAUAUCUUCAAAACCAAUUCAAGAUCAUCGUGAGAAUGAACAAAAUGUUCGUCGAACAGCGCCAUUAGCUACACCUGAACAUGCUAAACAACGUAUAGCAAAUACAUUAUGUGAUGCACCAAUGGCUAGUACAGAAACUUUAGAUGUGGCAAAUAAUACAAUAAAUAGUGAACGUAUGAAACGUCCAACACAAGCACCACCAAAAAUUCCACCACCACGAAUGGAUUUACAUCAUCCAAAACCUAGUGCACCACCAAUUCAUUUAUUACAAAAUGAUUUAAGUGAAAAUACACGUCCACAUCAUCAUCAUGUACAUCAAAUUCAACAAUGGAAUAAUAAGAACCAAUAUGUUUAG